AAAGUUGAAAAUAACGUCUUCCUGGUGUUUAUUUAUUUUUGGUUUUGAUUACCAUCUUAAAAACAAAGAUGGCGUCAAGUCCAAAGGAUAAGUUUGAAGCAGCAGUGAAAGUGAUUCGAGGUUUACCUAAAAAUGGCUCUUUUCAGCCUUCUCAUGAACUCAUGCUCAAGUUUUACAGUUAUUAUAAACAAGCUACAGAAGGACCUUGCACUGCAGCAAAACCUGGGUUUUGGGACUUAGUUAAUCGUAAAAAAUGGGAAGCCUGGUCAAACUUAGGUGACAUGGAAAGUGAGACAGCCAUGUUGAUGUAUGUGGAUGAGUUAAAAAAAGUGAGCAUAGAUGUUCGGAAAACUUACUAUCCACCGCAGAUUGUAGAAACCAUGCCACAGACUAAUGCAGUCACAGAGUUCCUACAGAAACUAGAUAACUUCUAUGAGAUGGUGGAGGACAGUGAGAAUCAGAACACACUCAAGCUCCUUGACAAGCCCUGGCCUAAUGGAGCACCGGAAGACAAUGAGGAUGAAACCCUGACUCACUCCUAUAAUGUUAAUGAGCUGUUGAAACAGGACUUAAAGAAAUGGCAGGACAGUUCUUUCAUAACUAAUGGGGACAGCAAGCCUCAAAUAAAUGGUAUUGGUAGUAGCAAUGGACAUGAAUCACUUCCUCAUCAAAAUGGAGGCAGCAGAAGUGAAACAGAAAGUGAUGAAACUGACUUAGGAGCAGAAGAGGAAGAAGAUUCCCAAGAGGAAGUGAACUCUGACCUUAUUCAGAAUGGAGGCUGGGAAGAGUUCAAAGAGGAAAAAAUAUUCCUAGAGUCUGUGAAUGAUAGCGAGACAGAGAGUGAGGAAUUCUGUGAUACAUCCGAUGAGCCUCUUGAGGCAGCAGUCCCUAGUUUUGCUCAUUUAUGUGCUAGCCAACUCUCAUCUGUGUCUGAAUUCUCAUCGACGCCAAUCCCUAAAGCCAGGGUGGUUCACUUUGACCCAAGCAUUGGCCAUUCAGGGUCUGACCAUGCCCUUGAUGACAGCCUCAUUGUGAAUGUCACAGCCAAGACUGGAGAUCUGUCAUCAUUAGAAACUCAGGCUGACUCAGACUGUGUGCUGAGGUCAAAGCUCAAUGGUUCUUUUGAAGAAAACUGUGAUGUUUCCAUGUGCAGGGGUGGUGAUAGUGAUGAGAGGAGGCACAAAUCUGAAGGUUCAGAGGCCAGAGGUUAUAGUUCAACUGGAGGAGGAAGAGGGAGACACUUAGGCAGUGGUGAUGGUGGUCAAAGUGGCCAUGGAAACCCUGGAGCUGGCAGUGGUGGUGGACGUAGGGGGCUGUUUCCUAACCCUGGAGGUGGUGGGGGCAACAGGGGAAGUGACACUGGAGGAAAGCCACAGCCAGUUGACUUAAAUGAACAGAUUGUCGUCACUUUGUUGAGGCUGCAGCAUGACAUGAGUGGAGUUUUGAAGCGAUUGAACAGUCUAGAAGAGUUAGUCCGAGCAGAGAAAAUGGCAAGAGAUAAAAAAGACACGUUGUCAAAGGGAUGGUGGCCUGUACCAGAGUUGUCUCCCAAAACUGCUCUCCUAAUAAUUGUCUGGCCAUUUGUAGCGCAUUUCCUUUUGAAGUAUUUCAGCCAAAAACACAGGAGGUCCUAGUAUCAGCCAUAGAUAUCAAGUGUUACCAAUGUUGAAGUGCUAGAGAUUACUUAAAGACAGUAUAAUAAGAUAGAAAGAGACCAGGAUUAAUUUCUUUUGUUUUCUAAUUUGGUUUUAAAGACUUGUCAGGAACAUGGUUUUAAAUACAUAAUUCCAUUUUUUAAACUUUUUAGUGGACAUCACUGUGAUUGUACAUGCCUUUAAGAAGCAGUAAUUCACAUACCUAUGUACACUAAAUGGGCUACAUUUUUAUAGUAAAUAUUAACACUGCAAAUUAAAUAAAUGCAACAUUAAUAUCUUUUUUGGUUCAAGGAUUUGAUAUUGAAUGAUUUAUAAAUAUUUUAAUAUCUUUAAUAUCUUAAUAAUGAUUUAGUUGAUUGUAAAUCAAAUAAAUUCUGUGGGUCAUUUAAUUAUUAACUUUAUUGAAUAUUAACUGACUUAAAGGUUUAUGUUUUUUUUUAAACAAUUUAUAAGUAUCACGUAAGACUACAUUAAUCUCAUUCAUCUAUGGUUUAAACUUUUAAUUUAAUAUAGUAUAUAGUCUGAUUUGUUUAUUUGAUUUUUUUAAUAGGAGGAAACCCUAAUGGUUCAUUCUACAAACUUUCUUUUUUUUUUUAGAUUAAGUCUUUGCUAUACAAUUAGUUAUAUAGAUCACAUAAUUAUACAUUAGCCUUCAUUCUAAAUACUAGGUCAGUAUUUCAAUGGUGUGAAAACUUUAGGGUGAGUCCAUCCUGUCACAAAAUGUCUUUUGUAAGGGGGAGACAAAAAAAAAACAAAACUUGAUUUAGAAAAAAUGGAAGAUGAUAUAUGAUCAAUGCAAGGGGAGCAAGCCUGAUAAAGUGCUUUUUUUGGUCUACUUUGCUCCCUUUAUUUGUUUUGCUUUCAAGUGAAGUCUCUUAUGUGAUAAGACUUCAGAAUUUAACUUGAACACUUUUUGGUGGUCACUCUGGUUGAACAAUUCAUAUGAACAUAUUUAAACAGCUGUGUGCAAUAUUUUAUUUUGUGUAUGUGUGUCUACAACUUUCAGGUCACUUUGUUGUUGGUACAUUGCAAAUGUUUGCCACAUGUACAUUCCAAAAUGUAUUGACACUGACAUAUGUAUAUAAUGUUUUAGUGUGCCUUGUACACAUGAACUAUGAAAUAAAAUACAAUUUUUACUUUU
Messenger RNA from Biomphalaria glabrata, 2796 nucleotides. RefSeq names its product acyl-CoA-binding domain-containing protein 5-like. Gene Ontology annotation, molecular function: fatty-acyl-CoA binding. NCBI's taxonomy places the organism in Eukaryota, Metazoa, Mollusca, Gastropoda, Planorbidae. The record is from RefSeq and is a predicted model, not a curated record. The transcript has 11 exons. Gene Ontology annotation, biological process: autophagy of peroxisome; fatty acid metabolic process. The coding region runs from base 69 to 1634 and encodes 521 amino acids.